Molecule: messenger RNA, 1750 nt
Organism: Cynoglossus semilaevis (tongue sole)
Lineage: Eukaryota; Metazoa; Chordata; Actinopteri; Pleuronectiformes; Cynoglossidae
Gene: poglut1
Product: protein O-glucosyltransferase 1
Exons: 14
Coding region: 258-1595 (445 amino acids)
Biological process (GO): protein O-linked glycosylation; positive regulation of Notch signaling pathway
Cellular component (GO): endomembrane system
Molecular function (GO): UDP-xylosyltransferase activity; UDP-glucosyltransferase activity
Source: RefSeq, a predicted model, not a curated record
AGCACAAGUUUCCGCCGGUGCCGGAAACAAGGAGUAUCUGCACAUGCGCAGAAAAUUUGGGCUCAACCUAAGAGUAGCGCGAAGCUGACGAGCUGAUGAGGCUAAAAAUGCUGCAGUCUGAGUGGUUCUGACGUCAUCCUCCACUGUGUAUGUGCAGAAAGUAAAAUAGAACCACAACAUCAGCGUGAGCCUCUCUCCCUGACCCACAACACUGGCCACUAAUUCCCUUCAUAAAGUUUUCUUCGACGACUGACGACAUGUGGCUGCAGAACAUUUUUCUUUGGUUUUGGGCCAUUUGUUGCAUCCCUGUUACAGGUUUUGAGUGGAAGAAAAUGAAAACUGAAAUAUCCAAAGCUGUUUCAGGCUACGCUCCAUGCAGCCCUGACAACUGUAGCUGCCACCUAAGUGUGCUACAGCAGGACUUGAGACCCUUUAAAGGAGGAAUCUCGGAGGCCAUCAUGGCUUCCACCAUUAAAAGGGGAGUGGGCACCCAUUAUCAGAUCAUUGGUCACAAGUUGUACAGAGAAACCAACUGUAUGUUUCCUGCCAGGUGCAGUGGUGUUGAGCAUUUCAUCCUGGAGGUGAUCAAUAAAUUACCUGACAUUGAGUUAGUGAUUAAUGUCAGGGAUUAUCCCCAGGUUCCUAACUGGAGUCAGCAGAUACUGCCUGUCUUCUCCUUCAGUAAGACCUCAGACUACCAUGACAUCAUGUAUCCUGCCUGGACAUUCUGGGAGGGCGGACCAGCAGUUUGGCCCAUUUAUCCCACUGGACUGGGGCGAUGGGAUCUGAUGAUGGACGACCUGAAGAAGUCUGCAGCUGAGUGGCCGUGGAAGAAGAAAGUGUCGAAAGGAUUCUUCAGAGGCUCACGGACUAGUCCAGAGCGAGACCCUCUGAUCCUCCUGUCCAGAGAAGACCCAGAGCUGGUGGACGCAGAAUACACUAAGAACCAGGCCUGGAAGUCUGAGCGGGACACACUGGGGAAACCUCCUGCCAAGGAAAUACCACUGGUCGAUCACUGCAAAUACAAAUAUUUGUUCAACUUCCGGGGCGUGGCUGCCAGUUUCCGUUUCAAGCAUCUCUUCCUCUGUGGUUCUCUGGUCUUCCAUGUGGGCGACGAGUGGCAGGAGUUUUUUUACCCUCAGCUCAAACCCUGGGUUCACUACGUCCCAGUCAAACAGGACCUCUCAGACGUCAGGGAACUUCUACAGUUUGUCAAAGAGAAUGAUGACAUAGCAAAGGAGAUCGCUGCCAGGGGCAGAGAGUUCAUCCUCACCCACCUACAAAUGCAGGAUGUUUCCUGUUACUGGCAGAGACUCCUCACUGAUUUCAGUGACCUCCUGACCUAUAAUCCCAAAAGAAACAGCAGCUACAAGGAGAUCAUCCACAGACCAAGCAAGACAGAGCUACUGAAUCCAGCUGAAGUGAUGUGUCCUGGGCAGCGGGGACAGCAGCCAUGUUCAGGCCCCGGGGCCACUCGGAGCACCGGCAGAGGCUCGUCCUCAACGCCAGGCCCCCCCGCCUUCUGCUUCCUGCUCCCCAGGAUCCAUGCAGCUGAGGUGGCUGCUGCCCAGUCGCCACAGAUGCUCUCCUCCUGACUCCUGUGUCUCAGCCACCUCCUGCCCACACUCUCUGCCAAGAGACAUAGAAAAGCCAGAAUACCAGACCAAGAUGGAAACACAUCAAGGAGUUUUUAAAGAGGAAGUCUGGGAUUCUGUCCGUCGCGUUUUAUGAGUCGGUCUAUGACCUGUUU